CCGGAGGGCGCUCCUUCUGGUGACUCCCUCGUUGUCCUGGGGGACUUAAAUGCUCAUGUGGGCAGCGAUAGUGAGACCCAGAGAGGUGUGGUUGUGAAGAAUGGUCCCCCUGAUCUGAAUCAGAGCUCGUCCAUAAUGAACACCAAGUUUAAGCAUAAAACAUAAAACCAUAUGUGCUCUUGAAGCGGAGCUGUCAUCUGACCCCUACCUGGUGGUGAGUUGGCUUCGAUGGUGGGGGAGGAUGCCGGUCAGACCUGGCAGACCCAAACUUGUUGUGAGGAUCUGCUUAGCUCCAAUUCUCACCAGCGACAGAAAUUCGAACAUGUGCCAGGGGAGGCGCGAGACAUUGAGUCCGAGUGGACCAUGUUCCGCGACUCCAUUGUUAAGGCGGCUGACUGUAGCUGUGGCCACAGGGUCAUCGGUUCCUAUCAUGGCGGCUAACCCCGAACCCGCUGGUGGAUACUGGAGGUUAGGGAUGUUGUUAAGCUGAAGGAAGAGUCCUAUCAGGUCUUUUAGCCUGUAGGACUCCAGAGGCAGCUGAUGGUUAUCACGCCAAGCGGAAUGUAGCUCAGGUGGUCGCAAAUGCAAAAACCCGGGCAUGGGAGGAGUUCAGUGAGACCAUGGAGCAAGACUCCCGGAACAGCUCUGCAGUAUUGCGUGGACAUCUGGGGCAGUUCCACUGGACUGGCCGACCGGCGUGGUGGUCCCCCUAUUUAAAAAGGGGGACUGCGGAGUGGGUUCCAACUACAGGGGAUCACACUCCUGAGUCUCCCCGGAAAGGUCUAUUCAGGGGUUCUGGAGAGGAGGGUCCAUCGGAUUGUUGAACCUCGUAUUCAAGAGGACCAAUGUGUUUUUCGUCCUGGCCGUGGAACACUGGACCAGCUCUAUACCCUUAGGGGGUCCUGGAGGGUGCGUGGCAGUUUGCGCAACCAAUCUACAUGUGUUUUGUGGAUUUGGAGAAGGCGUUCGACCACGUCCCUCGGGGGGCCCUGUGAUAUAUGGGGUACCAGGCCCUCUGAUACGGGCUGUUAGGUCCCAGUAUGACCGAUGUCAAAGCUUGGUCCGCAUUGCUGGCAGUAAUCUGGGCUCAUUCCCGGUGAGAGUUGGACUCCACCAAGGCUGACCUUUGUUAUCAAUUUGGUUCAUAACUUUUAUGGAGGUGCAGCCAAAGUGUUGAAGGGAUCUGUUUUGGUGGCCUAAGAAUCGGGUCUCUGCUUUUUGCAGAUGAUGUGGUCCUGUUGGCUUCAUCAGAACAGGAUCUCCAGCUUUUGCUGGAACGGUUCGCAGCAGAGUGUGAAGUGGCUGGGAUGAGAAUCAGCUCCUCUAAAUCUGAGACCACGGUCUUGAAUCAGAAAAGGGUAGAAUGCCUUCUCCAGGUGGGUGCUGCGUCUGCAGUGAUGCGGGCGUUGUACCGGUCUGUCGUGGUGAAGAGAGAGCCGAGUUGGACGGCGAAGCUCUCAAUUUACCGGUCGAUCUAUGUUCCUACCCUCACCUAUGGUCAUGAGCUUUGGGUAGUGACCGAAAGAACGAGAUCGCAGAUGCAAGCGGCUGAAAUGAGUUUUCUCUGCAGGGUGGCUGGGCUCUCCCUUAGAGAUAGGGUCAUCUGAAAAUUAAACACAUUACAUAUGGUUCAAUUAAGGGUAAAUAAAUAAUAAUGUUUGUGUAGAUUGUCAGCAAUACUUCUACUAAAGGGCCUGUAUUUGUAUAGCGCCUUCUUAGGGUUUGGCAACCCCCCAAAGCACUUCACAGCACAAUCAGUCAUUCACCCAUCCACACACUGGUGAUGAUGAGCUACGAUGUACAUACAGCUGCCCUGGGUGCAGAGACGGGGGCGAGGCUGCCAAGCACUGGUGCCACCGGUCCGUCAGAGUUGCAUCCAGAGGCGCAGACCUCGCUCUACCCAGCCACGGACAGCAGGUGGCAGCAACACGCCACUGCGGCUCCUGUUCUACUCUGAGACAGAAACGAAGAACUGUGCUGCGUUUGGACCAACCAGAAGCUACAAGAUUUUUCAACUUCGUUCUAACUAGAGACAUAUAAAAAAAGGCGCAGUCGUAUUCAUACAUCACAUAGGGUUUAUAAGCUAUGCUCCGAUAGCAUAUUAAAUAAAUAAAUUGAAUUAAUAGUGUGUUUUGUGCUUUCUGCGCUCUCGUGUCACCUAUCUACACAAAUCAACUCACUUAAUUCGACGAACUUCCUAUUAUCGAGGAACGGCAAACGCAGCAUUAUGUUGUCUUGUAUGAGCCCUACCAUCGUUGUCUUACAGAUGCAGCAGUGGGUUGGUAGGGUGAAACCUGAAUGACCAUUCAUGGAUCAGAUCGCAUUUCAUCAUGACACCGUCCUGUCAGAUGUUCACAUGCACCUGCCUGGUGCACGCCACCUUAUGACUCGCCUCAACAGCGUUGGACAACCAGUCUUUGUGUCCAGAUUUAAGGUUCUGGUUGAAGGACAUGAUAACAGUGACCGCGGAAAAGUAUUAGACCAGAAAGAGAAGCUCAAUGAUCCACAAGGAGACACAAAAACCUCACCUUGCCAAGAUGAGGAGAAAGAUGGUGAAGGAAAUGUGGAGCCAUUCCUGGAUGAAGAUGGAGACCUUGAUGUCCCACACCGACCACGGGAAAACUCUGCGGUUGGAGGUCGAGAUUUGGUCUGUCCUGUCAUUCUGAAACAGUCGAGCCCUGUGAUAGAGCUAGAGGAGUGUGAGGAGGAGGAAGAGGAUCGUUGUUCCGAAGGCGUUUUAAGGAUCGAGCACACUAUGGCUACAACCUUGGAGGAUGUUGGCAAACAAGUUUGGAGGGGGGCGCUCCUCCUGGCCGAUUUCAUCCUGUCUAAGCCAGAAUUAUUCAGAGGGUCUACGGUCCUGGAGCUGGGAGCAGGAACAGGCCUAACCAGCAUCAUCAUGGCCACCACAGCCACUAGGGUCUACUGCACAGAUGUGGGAGAAGACCUUCUGAGGUUGUGCAAGAGGAACAUAUCUUUAAACAAACACAAAACAGAGCCAGCAGGUGGGGAGGUGAGAGUAAAACAUCUGGACUGGCUCCAGCACAGCCUUUGUACAGACGCUGGUGUGGAGUUUAGUUGGACAGAGGAAGAAGUGGCCGAUCUGUAUGACAACACCAGAUUCAUCGUGGCUGCAGAUGUUUGCUAUGAUGAUGAUCUGACCGAUGGCCUCUUCAGAACUCUCUACCGACUCUGCAGCAGUUUCACUCACAGCUGCACAAUCUUCAUUUCUUUAGAGAAAAGGAUGAACUUCACUCUGAGACACAUGGACGUGACGUGCCAGGCCUACAACCACUUCAGACGCUGUCUGUCCCAGCUGCAGGACCUGAGUGACGGACGGUGCGUCUUCAGGGUGGAACAGGUUCCUCUAAGCUUCUCUCAGUUCCUGCUGUACGAACGCAUCGAGCAGCUGGAGCUGUGGAAGCUGAGUGCUGCUCUUCUCCCAUUGGUGGAUGUCCAGUUGGAUUCUGACUUGCUCUCCUCCUGACCAGAUUCAUCCCGUCAUAUUUCACUAGAUUAUAGUGUACAGGGAAAAGGAGAAGCCAGUUUUUCACCUGCUGCAUGAUAUGUUCUCCUCUGCUGUGUCUUCUCGCCCACAGAGGAGAUUCUGAAGGAUGUUGUAGGUUCCUGUCUCAGGAACCACAGGUCAGACCCUGGAACGUAGAAUGGGUCUUAAAGGAUCUGCAUCUGCUGUGUGGAACGACACCGAUAAACAUUAAAGCAGCACUACACAGUGUGUUCACUUAAAGGGUUGAAAGGUUAAGGUCCAGUCUCCUAGUAGCGGUUCAGAUCAUCUCUAACGUGCCGAACAACGGAAGAGUUCACUGAUUUAUUUACUUAUUUAUAGGGAUGCAAACAAUUAAAAGGAGAACAUCUACAUGAAACGG
Messenger RNA from Nothobranchius furzeri (turquoise killifish), 3887 nucleotides. NCBI's taxonomy places the organism in Eukaryota, Metazoa, Chordata, Actinopteri, Cyprinodontiformes, Nothobranchiidae. The record is from RefSeq and is a predicted model, not a curated record.